AUGACUACUUCGCCGGCAACACCAAGUACCCCACAGCUUUCAAACCAAGGACAGGCUUUAACUUCUGACCGUGCAGCCUCAAUUGGAUGGUAUUUCAUCGAGUCGUACUACGAUUUCUACAAUAAGAGUAUUGAAAGUAUUUACAAAUUAUACCACUCUAAUGGAGUUGCUUCUCAUGCUAGUUUUCCAAGCCAGGACAACGCUUCAAGAAUCUUACAUAAGGCUAGUGGUAUUGAAGCUAUCAAAAAGCGCUUUCAGAACGAUACGGCGUUAAAGGAAGGGAAGAACAGAAUCGUAGUUACUAGUGCAGACAUACAAGUUUGUUUGCAGGAUAAGAUUUUAAUUGUUGUAUUUGGGGAGUGGUCAAAGAAUAAUUCACCAUUUUGGCAGUUUACCCAAACCUUCCUCUUAUGCCCAGGUAAGAAUGAGAACACAUUUGAUCUUGCCAAUGAUAAUUUGAGAUUUGUUGACUAUGAAGAAUACAAGAAGCCUGCAGUUACUACGGAAGAAGUAAUUGUUGAAUCAAAAGAAGUAUCAAAAGAAAGGCAGACUCCUAUAGAAUCAAAGGGCGACACAACAAAAGUGGUUAAGCCUCAAGAGCCAAAAUCUGCUGUCCCUACUUCCAAUGGAGAAUCCAAACAAGAAAAAGAUAAAUUAGAAGAAGCAAAGAAAGAACCAAAAGAGAUUAAGAAAGCGGAUACUAAUAUCACGAUUGCACCAGAACAAAAGCAGAAAUCACAAACCGAAUUAAAGUCCGAAGUUAUUUCCGAAGCAAAGGCUGAACAUAAGGUAGAACGUAAGGUAGAACAAAAAACGGAACAAAAGACAGAAUCAAAACCGGAAUCAAAACCAGAACCAAAACCAGAAUCAAAACCAGAACCAAAACCGGAAUUAAAGCCAGAAUCAAAACCAGAAUCAAAACCAGAGUCAAAGCCGGAACAAAAGACAGAGGCAAAACCAGAACAAAAGGCAGAACAAAAACCACAGUCCAACACUACCGAAUCACAUCAUGAAUCCAAAACUGACUCAGAAACUGAACAAAAAUCAGAAUCAACCAACGAGGAGUCAUCUCAUUCUUCUAAUUCUCGUCCUAUAUCGUGGGCUGCAUUAGCCGCUCAGCAACCUCCACCAUCUGCAAAGCCUUCAGUUUUGUCUCCAGCUAAAACCUCGGCUACCCUUGCGGUUAAAAAGACUCCACCUAUGGCUCAUACCCAACAAACUCAACUUCCAGCCCAACCUCAACAACCACAGCCAACCUCAAAUGGUAAAUAUAAGAAGGAGGAUUGGUUUCCUAUCUACAUCCGUGGUGUUAAAGAUAUCGAUGAAGAUAAGUUGAAAAAUCACUUGACUAAGAAGUUUGGUGAGAUCAAGUUUUUCAGAGUAUUUGUCAAUAUCGCAUUGUGUGACUUCGUAGACGGUGAGGCACAGAAAAAGGCACUCGAAGCCAAAGAAACAGAGGUCGAUGGCUAUGUUAUUCAGUUAGAAGUUAGAGAAUCUAAGACCCAUACUGGUAGUAAGACUAAUGUAAAAAAUCCAAAGGAUAAAGGGAAUACUAGCACUGGUAAUGAAAAGAGGGGAAGGAAUGAUAAAAAGCAAAACGGUAAGAAGAAUAGAUCAAGUUCAAGGAACUUGGACUAG
Messenger RNA from Debaryomyces fabryi, 1638 nucleotides. RefSeq lists its product as uncharacterized. Gene Ontology annotation, molecular function: mRNA binding. The transcript has a single exon. Gene Ontology annotation, cellular component: cytosol; Ubp3-Bre5 deubiquitination complex; ribonucleoprotein complex. Lineage: Eukaryota; Fungi; Ascomycota; Pichiomycetes; Serinales; Debaryomycetaceae. Gene Ontology annotation, biological process: protein deubiquitination; ribophagy. The coding region runs from base 1 to 1638 and encodes 545 amino acids. The record is from RefSeq and is a predicted model, not a curated record.